UGCUCCCUGUGCAGAAUGCCCCUCCUCGGCCAAAGACAUUGCAGGAGGGUGAAUAAAGAAGUGAUGCGGAAGGAGUGAAGAGAGAUGAGCGGAGCCUCCCCCAGCAUCACCCUCCCCUGAUGAGACACCAAGCUGCUCACAUGCUGACAGUUACUUCCACAGACAGAGACCUUUUGUAUGUCUGCCCACUGGAGGGCAAUAAGUACAAUGCAUCGACCUAGUGGGGUGGGCAGCACCUUCUCCAUAGACUCUUUGAUUGGGACCCCAGCAGUGAGACCAGGACAAGUUCUCUACACCGGCUACCCCAUGUUCAUGCCCUACAGACCUCUGGUGAUUCCUCAGAAUUUACCUCCAUCUCCAUUGCCUCCCAUGGGUCCGAUGUCCUCAUACAACGAGCGCUUGAAUAACACUUUUUGUGCCAGCCUUGGGCCAGGACUUCCCUCCAUGGUGGCUCUCACAACAGCUCUGCCCAGCUUCAGAGACUUGCCUGAUGGAUUUUAUGCUCAGAAAUCUCAGAGUGGAUCUCCAAACUCUGCCGACGGAAACAGACAGCAAGAAUCUCACAAGACCGAGGAGAAAAGUCCUGACCAAACCACCUACUCGGAAUCCUACCCCAACCUGGCAGGAGACUCCAAGUUGUACAGCUCAGAUGAAGAAAAGAUGGGGGAAAAAACCUCAGAACCAGGCUGCAGUGACCAUGAUGAAGAGGAGACUUCUGGGUGGAGAGCUGUGAUGGAACCUUCCAGAUCAAGCGCAAAGCCCAACAAGGCCAGGACUAAGGGGAAGGCCUCUCAAGACCCAUGCAGAGAUGGAGCAGGGACUUCUGGCAAAACGAGACGCAGGACAGCAUUCACCAGUGAGCAGCUCCUGGAACUUGAAAAGGAAUUCCACUGUAAGAAAUACCUCCUCUCAGAGAGGUCUCAAAUUGCCCACACUCUUAAACUCAGUGAAGUGCAGGUGAUUUGGUUCCAGAAUCGCAGAGCAAAAUGGAAACGCAUCAAAGCUGGGAAUGUCAACAGCCGUGCAGGUGAACCUGUUCGGAAUCCAAUUGUGGUACCCAUCCCCGUGCAUGUCAACGUUUCACUGUCAGGACCCAACAGUUGGAAGGGGCCCGGCAUAGAGGGCAGAGAAACUCAUGAAGGAUUAGAUGUAGAGAGCAUAAAGGAGUUGCAAUAUAAUCUGGAAAGGACAAACCAUAGAUUCUGGAAUAUCUGACGUGUGUCCAUGAACAAGGACAAUCUUGUCUGGAGUUAGAGUUACCCCUUACCAUUAUCAUCACUUUUCCAAAGGCAGGAGGGUAAAUACAGCCUGUAAAGAUUGCUAAUUGACCUGGUCAUUCGACUUGGGCCAUGCCUGUGGGUGGACCAGGUGGAUGGGGCCCAUGGAUGUUCAUGUAACUUUACGUGUAGGACUAAUGGUAAAGAACUGAGAUGUAAAGGCACCCAAAGUUUUCUCUUUAAAUUCUACAAAUUUAUGCCCUCCUGCAUUCAUAUAGUAUAUGUCCAGUGUAUGCUUCAUCAUAGAGCAUCUCCAGAGCCACUCUACAGGAGACUACAACUACACUGCUCCACGGGAAUGGGUUAGAAUGACUACCUGAGUGGUCCAGUUUGACUACAUACAUACAUCUAUAUAAGGUGAGGUGGCCCAAGACAUUCUACCUGGUGUAAGAGAUUACUUCUCCAAGCUACUGGCUCGAGGGGAUAAACUGACUAGAAAAUCCAAGCAACACUGGUGAGAGGUUAUUACCUCUGCCCGGAGGGCGGAGCGGGGUGGAGCUGGUCAAUCAAUAAUGGUGAAGGUUUUGUUAGUAAAGUUCAGGCAGUUUUGGGUGCAAGAUGUCCCUCCAUGCAUGGAAGAUGGGAGGUUCCUUCAAGAAAUACCAGCUUCUUCAAAUGCUGCAAGACUCUCAAUGAACUCCUUAAUAGGGUCUCUUCUUCUGACAUUGUGAUCUUGUCUCCUUGGGGUCACCUUCGCCCCAUUUAUGAUGACUAUCACAGCAAUCUAUGUAAUAUGUCAUACCUCGACAUCCUUCAAUACUUCCCUUCUUUAUGAACAAAAUCUUGAGAUAGCGUGCCUUCUCCUUGAAGACCAUAGAUAUCUCAAUAUCCAAAGACUUGUGUGGAUGCAGAAAGCGACAAUCAAAUGAAAUAUUAUUUAUGGCUGGUGUCAACUGACCGUCCAUAUGUGAACAGUCCAUGUCCAGAAUAAUUGUUGUGAUGCCUCAAUCAUCCAUCUUAUAGUGGUCACCCACUGCUAAUCCAGCAAGAACUUCUCCACAGGCCUCCAUUCAUGAGGACUUUACAGUCAGUGUGCGGAUCAUAUAACCAUAGCCGAUCCCUUCAGAAGGUAUUCACUGCUGGCAAAGAAUAGAGGACUGCCACUUAGACACAAUGCAGACGAGCAGUAAA
Messenger RNA from Bufo bufo (common toad), 2408 nucleotides. RefSeq names its product gastrulation brain homeobox 1 (gene GBX1). The record is from RefSeq and is a predicted model, not a curated record. Gene Ontology annotation, molecular function: RNA polymerase II transcription regulatory region sequence-specific DNA binding; DNA-binding transcription factor activity, RNA polymerase II-specific. Gene Ontology annotation, biological process: regulation of transcription by RNA polymerase II; regulation of nervous system development. Lineage: Eukaryota; Metazoa; Chordata; Amphibia; Anura; Bufonidae. Gene Ontology annotation, cellular component: nucleus.